Molecule: messenger RNA, 1499 nt
Organism: Ylistrum balloti
Lineage: Eukaryota; Metazoa; Mollusca; Bivalvia; Pectinida; Pectinidae
Product: putative peptidyl-prolyl cis-trans isomerase
Exons: 4
Coding region: 33-644 (203 amino acids)
Biological process (GO): protein peptidyl-prolyl isomerization
Cellular component (GO): intracellular membrane-bounded organelle
Molecular function (GO): peptidyl-prolyl cis-trans isomerase activity
Source: RefSeq, a predicted model, not a curated record
UGUUGCAGAGGCUGGACUCUGAUAAAACCAAGAUGGAAGUUUCUCAAGUUCUUGCGCUUGUUCUACUGGCUAUCCUGCCUUGCGUGCAGGGAAGUGAUUUAGUCGUAACAAAGAAAGUUUUCUUUGACAUCUCAAUUGGUGGAGAGCCAGCAGGAAAGAUAGUGAUUGGUUUGUUUGGAGAUGUUGUUCCAAAGACUACAGAAAACUUUGCUCAAUUGGCCUCGGGAAUCAAUGGGUAUGGUUUGAAGGGCAGCAACUUCCACCGAGUCAUCAAAGAUUUUAUGAUACAAGGUGGCGACUUUACUAACGCUGAUGGCACUGGUGGUAAAAGUAUCUAUGGGGAGAGGUUUGAGGAUGAAAACUUUGAUAUCAAGCACUAUGGAUCAGGAUGGGUCAGCAUGGCAAAUGCUGGUCGAAACACAAAUGGUUCUCAGUUUUUCAUCACCCUAAUCCAGACAGAAUGGCUAGAUGGUAAACAUGUAGUGUUUGGUAAAGUAUUAGAGGGUAUGAAUGUUGUACGUGCAAUUGAGGCCCAGCCCACUGACUCAAUGGAUCGACCAUUAGACAAAGCAGUCAUCACUGACUGUGGGGUUAUAGACAAUGACCCACGCAUCACUGUGGAGAAAACUCAUGCAGAGGAAUAAGUCAAUUUCAGGAUGAUAUCUGUAACUUAAGAGUGUGCUAGGGUUCAGGUUUCGUGUAAUUUUUCUAUUUACUUUUUAAGUAUAUUGACAUUUUGUAAAGAUGUUUAUCAGUCAAAGAUCAAAUAUGAAAUAUAUUUACAUACACCACCGGGUUGUUGACCGUACUGAAAUUCAGUUAAGAAGAAAUAUAUAGGAAUUAUUUGCUGUCGCACUUAAUAUGUUUCGCAAAGGAUAAGUGAUAUUUAGAUAAUCUUAUUGGCGAUGAGGUAUGACAGUGUUUUUGGUUUGAUAGCUAUGCUUCAGAGGUAUAAAAUGUUUAACAUGUACAUAUGAAUGGGUUACAGUUAUAGUAUGUUAUCAGAGCCAGUCUUGUAUAAUAUGGAAGCUUAUUUUAUUAGAAGAUGUAUGUGUCUGUUUCAUGAAGGAUCUGAAAAGUGUAUGUAAUGUUGGAUGAAUGAGAGAGCAGAAGCCCCAGCAAUUUAGGUUGAUUAUUUUCAAGUGAUAACCAUGACAGUCACAACAAGUCUUUCUAUACCUAAAAUAUAAAUGUUAUUUUGUCGGUAUCAAAAUUUGUUAUUGGAGUUAUCACCCAUUGUAUGCAAAAUUGUGUCCGUCCAUAACAAAUGUGGAUUUUUUACACGAGAAUGGUACAGUGUUUGAUUUGCUUGAAAAAUAUCUAGGAUUUUUAUUUGACCACUGAUCUGAAUUGAUAUUGUGUUCUUUAUACUUGCCAUGGACUACAAUGAUAAGAAUUUUGAAUGAGAAUUGCAUUUGUGAAAAUAUGUUUUAAAUGAUUUUUUAAGGAAGAUUAAGUAGAAUGUGUAAACAAUUUUCAUGAAAUAAAAGUUGACAGUU